Messenger RNA from Caenorhabditis remanei, 714 nucleotides. RefSeq lists its product as uncharacterized. NCBI's taxonomy places the organism in Eukaryota, Metazoa, Nematoda, Chromadorea, Rhabditida, Rhabditidae. The transcript has 5 exons. The coding region runs from base 1 to 714 and encodes 237 amino acids. The record is from RefSeq and is a predicted model, not a curated record.
AUGUAUCCAAUCUUUAUUCAUGUGUCACGGAAAAAUGCAGAUAAAGAUAGGGCAGCAUCAACAUGUCAUAUCACUUGUCAUUUUCAUGAUGUUACUAAAUUUCUGCAGAAAACAUUCUGGAUUUCUGUUCUGUUACUGAUUUUAGUUCUGGCAAUCUACAACAAUGUAAGUAAAAAGAUAUCUGGAUCUAUUAUUAUGCUAAUUCCAUUAUUGUACCUUUUUAUUCUAACCGUCACUAUGAUUGAACACAUUCUGUUAUCUGUUCUUGCUAUCCAACGGUGUCUCUUAUUCUUCUUCGAAUGGUCAGUUGAUUACAUCACAUUGAGUGAUAAAGGGUGGUCUAGACUUAUCAAGUUUCUGUAUAUCUACAUGUUCUUAUUCAACUCAAUUCUGAGAGUUGUGAAGGCGUUCAUGAUUCCAGCCGAUUCAACCUUCAGUUUACCAUUUAUUGAAUUCAUGAACUUUUAUAACUCAUUGGAUAUGCUUUACAUACCUUCUAUUUUGUUAUUAAGUGCUGCAUUGGCACAACUGAAUGAGGAUUUGAUUUUUUCUGCAAUAAUAUGGAUUGACAUUCUCACAACUCACUUCAUUAUUCAAACAUCUUACCUCAUCAGCAACAGAUCCAACAUGACAGCAGCGUUGGCAUGGUGUGGAUUCAGCAGAUAUUCUGAUGUGGCACCGUACACAGUUCAGGAGAGAACUACUAAUUUUUGA